Tetrahymena thermophila SB210 is the source of this 780-nucleotide messenger RNA. RefSeq lists its product as hypothetical. NCBI's taxonomy places the organism in Eukaryota, Ciliophora, Oligohymenophorea, Hymenostomatida, Tetrahymenidae. The record is from RefSeq and is a predicted model, not a curated record. Gene Ontology annotation, cellular component: external side of plasma membrane. Gene Ontology annotation, biological process: DNA damage response. The transcript has a single exon.
AUGAAACAAAUUCUCAUCCUGUUCAUUUUUUUAAAUUUUUUGCUACUAACAAAAUCUAACUUACGCAGUGAUUAUAAUUGCGAUGAAAGUUCUGAAUAAAUUAAACUCCGCCUUUUACCUGAACCAUUUAAAGUAGUAGGUAAAGCAGUAGGUACGUUAAGAUCUGAAUAAGUUGUUAUUGGGCUUUCGAUAGAAACUUUAUAAUCAAUAGCUUCAGACUCAUUAAAUAAAAACUCAGAAAUAUUAAAUAAUUCAAUAAACUCUUUGAAAUAGCUUGGACUUAAUGAAAGUGAAUUUUCUACUGCUGGAAUACAAAUUUACCCAAGCUAUCUAUAAAUCUUUAAUAAUUCUACUUAAACGUAUAGUUAAGAAUUAGAAGGAUAUAAAGUAAGAAACAGCUUGAUCAUUUCUACUUAAAAACUAUAAUUAGCAGGCAAGAUUAUAGAUGCCACUAUCUAGAACGGUGUAACUAAUAUUGAUUACGUUCGUUAUGAAGCUUUAGAUCAAAAUAUUGUUAAUUUAAGAGAAAAAUUGCUUGCAGAAGCUGUAAAGAAUGCUUAAAAACAAGCAAAUAUUGUUUUAGAUGAAUUAAACUAUAAAAUUGUAUCAGUUAAGGAGAUUUAGCUUUUGGAUUUCUAAAGACGUAAUUAUGAAUACUAACCAAGUCCUAGAAAUGCUAAAGUCCAAACGCUUACCUUUGAGCCUUAAAAUAAUCAAGAAGUUUAAGUAGAAGUUUCUUACAUAAUUGAGAGGAAAAGAAGGACAGAUGAAACUUUUUGA